UUUAAUGUUCCUCCUUCGACCGAAGAAGACCGACACGGAUGUUCCUUCCGAUCUCACGAGCGCAACACGGUGUCAGAGAACCCAGACGGCAAUCACACCGCUCUCGUUCGCCGACUUGUCGCCAUGGCAGUCUGCUUCCUUCCCUCUCCGAUGGAGGAUAAAGAUGAAGAAGUCACAUGUACAUGUGUGAACCCAAGUUUGGGGCGGCAUCUUCUGGAGAACGACACGGCCCAACUGUUGUUCGAUGGAAUGUCCAUGAGAAAAGAAAGUCUCCAGGAUCAGAGACUGCGAUAGAGUUUUCUGCAAGGGUUGCUGUCUCCCCAUUCUUCUUCUCAUAUACUACUGCCACCUUUGCUGAUUGCUUCAGCCACUCUUAACCUUACGUGCAGUGUCGUAACUCCUCAAAGGUUAAUCCAACGUAACCAUUCCCGGCCAUCCUUCCCUUUGAUGACCGCACGCAGAAAGAGACAGUAUGUGAGGAUGGUAUCAGCCAUCAGGCGUGUUGGGUUGGGUUUUGGAGUGCUGUGUCAACAUUGGCUCCCGCUGCCACCGUGAAAGAGGCCAUCAGAACGCAUGCAACAGGAUAGAGAUGAAUCAUUUAAUUGGAAUUUGAUCUAUCAUCAUUCCCGACGUCAAAGCUUCGAUCCAAAACCCAUUUCUAGAAGCCAUCCUGGUGCAAAAACCCCCUUCCUUCUAUCCACCAGCAAGUGAAGGUCUUGGGGAGUAGAAGAGAGGAGCAAGGCAUGGGCAACGCAGUGUGCGCCAAGGAGAAGAAGAAGAAGACAGCCAAGGUGAUGACGUUGGACGGCGCCGUCAUCCGGCUUAAGCCCCCGGCCGCAGCCGGCGACGUGCUCCGGGACCACCCGGGCCACUCCGUCCUGGAGGCCGACGAGGUCAAGCGGCUCGGCGUCCGCGCCACGCCGCUCGACUCCACCCAACCCCUCGAACCGGGGAAGCUCUACUUUCUGGCGGAGCUCCCCCGACCGCUGGACCGCCGCGGGCUGCGAAGAGCCUCCUCCGUCGUGGCCGCCGCGCGUGGCAGCGCCACCGACCGGCUGGAGAACCUGCGGCUCUCUCGGCCGCGGCGCUCCGCUUCGCUCGCCGUGGAGACGGCGGAGGGCGGAGGGGCGGUGCGAGUCCGGGUGCGGCUGCCCGCGGCUCGCGUGGCGAAGCUGCUCCAGGAGAGCGCCGACGGAACGGAGGCGGCGGAGCGGAUCGUGGAGCUUUAUUUGGCGGAGAAGUCACCGCCCGCAAGGAAGGAGAGACGAACCAGAUUCAUGCCUGUGGUGGAUGAGACAAGAAGGCGACAGGGUUCGGAGGACAGGAUGUAAGAGGACAAGCAGCAGAGUGUUAGGUUAAUGUUGUGUACAUAAUGGUGUGACAAACAUAUAAUGUUACCUGUGACAUUUCCUACUGUUCUUGACCAGCCCUUUUGCACAGACAUAUUAUUUCGUGCAUAUCAUAUGCAAACUUUUGUAAAGAUAUAUAUAUAUAUAUAUAUAUAUAUAUGCGUAUUUAUAUAUUUUCAUAA
Molecule: messenger RNA, 1531 nt
Organism: Musa acuminata AAA Group (dessert banana)
Lineage: Eukaryota; Viridiplantae; Streptophyta; Magnoliopsida; Zingiberales; Musaceae
Exons: 2
Coding region: 744-1331 (195 amino acids)
Source: RefSeq, a predicted model, not a curated record